UGGGCCUCCGAAAGGUCGAUCCUUGUUGCACUUUCUGCGAUGCCACCGCGGGCGCUCGGCGGCGUCGCGCUGGCCGCCAUCGCCUUGGUGCUGCUCGCGAUCCUGCAGCGCCACGAGGCUGACGCGAGCGAGAGCCUCCUCAGUAUUAGCCAGACGGGCGCAUGCAUCUCGGUGCUGAGCACGCUCGGUAUCAUUUGCAGCUACCGGUACUCGAACGACAGUCGGUUCCGGCGCCAUCCCAACUCGCUCUUGUACUGGAAGGCGAUGACGGACCUUGCCUACUCGGUACCGUACCUGCUCGGGUAUGUGGCCAAGACGACGUCCGAUACUGCGCUUGUGUGGAUCGUGCUGCCGCACAGCCUCGCGUACAGCUCCGAGUGCUGGUUCUUCCUCAUGGCCUAUGACCUCUACAAAAGCGGCACGAAUCCCUUUACAAACACGACAAGGCGCCUGCGCUGGUACCAUGCGCUGGCGUGGGGCGUCGGUCUUCUUGCUGCGAUAGCGCAGUGGUACGUCAUUCCGGCCUAUGCGCUCCAGGACGUGGAGGACGACGACAAGUCGGCCAUCCGCAUCGUCUACUACCUCUUUGUCGUUCUCUGCGUCGCGUCGGCCGCCGUCUUUAUCGUGCUCGAGAAGCUCUCGCAGCCGCUCGGCGGCAUCACCGAGGCGCUCAAGACGCGCAAAGCCAUGCUCAUCGCUGCGCGCACGUACACGACGGCGUAUGUCAUCUACCAGCUGCUCUUGAUCGUGCUCUGGGUGCUGCUCGCAUUUGCGUCGCCACGUGGCACGGUCGAGUGGGCGCGGGCUCGGUAUCUCGCCAAGCUCCUCACGGGCGCGCGCGGCUUUAUGGACCUCGUGCUGUGGUUCUCGAUCAACCGGCGGCGGCCGGCGUCGCGCCGGUCAACCUCUGCGUCGCGCUCGAGCUCGAGCGAACUCGAUGUGGAGCUCCAUCCCGAGCUCAAUGUGGCAUUGCGCAAAGAAGUGCUGCAUUUUACGACACGGGGUAUUGUGGCUGCGUCGCUGCACUCGCACCAGAUUCUGGACGCCGACCAGUACCGCGUGCUCAUCAACUUGCACGAACUUGGCAUGCACAUCCAGUUUUACGACUACAAACCGCGCGCAUUCCGGGACAUUCGGUCGGGCUUUGGCGUGCGCGAGUCGGCGUACCGAGCGUCGUUCUUGGCCACGUGCCACGAACGCAUUGCGUCCGGCGGGUCGUCGGGCGCGUUUAUGUUUUACACGGCCGACUAUGUCUUUAUCGUCAAAACCAUCACCAAGGACGAGCGCCGCGUGCUCUUGGCGAUGCUGCCGGCCUACAUUCGGUACAUGAAGGCGAAUCCGGGCAGCCACCUCACGCGGUACUAUGGCUGUCACGCGAUUCAAAUGUACGGGCAAAAAUUUCACUUUCUUGUCAUGGGCAACGCCAUGGGCAAGGUGAGCAUGCACCAGUUCUUUGACCUCAAGGGGUCGUGGAUCAACCGCAAUGCCAAGCCGACACCGCCCGGGCAAACUCGCAUCUGUACCUACUGCAACGAACCGUUCAAAGUCGGGUCGAGUCAACCGUGCGAGUUUAGUAUCCACGGUGUGCACUUGCCGCACCAAGUGCUUCGCGACAAUGAUUUCCAGCGGAAAAUGCGGCUGCCGGCCGAGAUCGUCGCAUCGAUCCUCGCCCAGCUCAAAAAGGACAGCACCUUCCUGGCCGACCAAGGCAUUAUGGACUAUAGUCUCUUGCUCAGUAUCCACUGCGCGCGCUUCAACGUCGACCCCAACACGAUUCGGUUAACGCCCAAGACGCCGCAGCACCACUUUGCGGCGGUGACGCGGCACGCACCGACGUGCUACUUGACGCCAAGCCAGAUGGGCCCGGCCAUGUCGCCCAUCACCCUCGAGAGCACAUUGGACGAUGAAGAGUCGAACGUCCUUCAAAGCCGCGGCUGCCGGUUUUCGGUCUACGACGGCGACGACGACGUCGAGACGCCAUUGUUUCGCAAGUCGUCGGUCGAGUUUGGGACGUUUGAGACUCUCCAUCUUGGUGCGGACGACAUGGACGACCUCGAAGAAGGCAGCGUGUCCCGAUCCCACUACCAGGAUCUGCCGUGGGCCGGCCAGCGUACACUCGACAUGUGCGGCUACAAGGCGUGCGCGGUCGUCGGCCCCGAUUACUAUACCUUUGGCAUCAUCGAUAUGCUGCAGACGUGGACGUGGCAGAAGCGCGUCGAGCGCUGGUGGAAAGUACAUGUGUUGCAGCGCGACGGCAACGGCAUCUCGGCCGCGCCGCCGCCGUUCUAUGCGACGCGUUUCCAGUCCAAGAUGGAGUCGAUCAUGACAGUCGGGCACCACGCGGUCGGUGUGCUCUGAGCUAAUUGUUUGUCCCAUUUUCGUUGUUUUUUCAUCGUCUU
This is a messenger RNA of Saprolegnia diclina VS20, 2399 nucleotides long. RefSeq lists its product as hypothetical. The coding region runs from base 40 to 2358 and encodes 772 amino acids. The transcript is spliced from 7 exons. The record is from RefSeq and is a predicted model, not a curated record. Gene Ontology annotation, biological process: phosphatidylinositol metabolic process; G protein-coupled receptor signaling pathway. Gene Ontology annotation, cellular component: membrane. Gene Ontology annotation, molecular function: G protein-coupled receptor activity; phosphatidylinositol kinase activity. NCBI's taxonomy places the organism in Eukaryota, Oomycota, Saprolegniomycetes, Saprolegniales, Saprolegniaceae.